AUGCAGAUGACGGUGGAAGACUUCGUCACUCUGAUUCACAACUACAUCCAAUACAUCAGUGUUACUAUGAAUGAUUUACAGAACGCUGGCUGCUUAGGGUAUCCUGUCAGUCAUAAAAAUAAAGCUCACCUUGAUGUUCUCAGGGCCCGAAAGUCUCAGAGCCAGAAGAGGCUCAGAGYGGCUGUGGCUGGGGAAGAGGCAGCGGGAGGAAAACAGAAGAAAAAACGGAGGAGCGGUCACGCCGAGAAGCUGCCGGAGGUGUCCAGAGUUGAAGUGGAGGAGGCCGUGGUCCACCUCCAGCUUCACACCGGCGUCUCCGUCCGCUUCUUAUCUACCUGGAAGGAGUUCUCUGACCACAUCACCAUGACGACCAAAGCGGUCGCCGAGGCCCCUUUCAAGAGAGCGCGAGAGCAGACCGGCUUCUCCUUUUACCUGGAGAGCGAGUGGGCGGGAGGCCAGCGGGUGGACAAAGCCGGGAAGGGCCUGCUGCAGGCGUGGAAGAGACAGAUCCAGCAGUUCAACAGAGUGAGCUCAGACGUGGCRGCUGCCAUCUUGGCAGCUUAUCCUUCCCCGCAGCUGCUCAAGAAGGCUUACAGCCAGUGCAGGACAGAGAACGAGAAGCUCUCUCUUCUGUCCGACCUUCUGAUCCGCAGAGGAGAAGGMGUCACCUCCACMACCCGACGGGUCGGUCCGGAGCUUUCCAAACGUCUUUUCCUCCUGAUGCAUUCCCGUGACCCCGAGCAGAAUCUGGACGCCAGCCUUUAAACUCUUUGAACCGAAACGUCGCUGUAACCCAAAUCAAAGGUUCGAGGUCCGACUAGUUGAUUUACUCAUGCAGAUUUUGAUGCUGUGCAAUAAAGUUUUUAUACAACUACAGCUUUGGACUACCUUCA
This is a messenger RNA of Poecilia reticulata (guppy), 893 nucleotides long. Lineage: Eukaryota; Metazoa; Chordata; Actinopteri; Cyprinodontiformes; Poeciliidae. The record is from RefSeq and is a predicted model, not a curated record.